Molecule: messenger RNA, 958 nt
Organism: Fopius arisanus
Lineage: Eukaryota; Metazoa; Arthropoda; Insecta; Hymenoptera; Braconidae
Product: DNA replication complex GINS protein PSF1
Exons: 4
Coding region: 293-880 (195 amino acids)
Biological process (GO): DNA replication; DNA strand elongation involved in mitotic DNA replication
Cellular component (GO): GINS complex
Source: RefSeq, a predicted model, not a curated record
GUGACCCCACCGGCAUUGCAGUACCUUACCUCAAGAGAGAGUGGGCGCCAUACGCAAUGUUUGGGUGUCUGCCCGUCAGCCGACUCGCAGAACGUGGAUGGAUAUGCGCAGACAAUUGAUAUACUAUGCGCGGUGGUGCCAUCUUAAGCCAUCAUUUAGUUAUAGAAAUAAUUACUUCUGCUUAUUUUUUAUUUGUUGAAAAUUUUGAAUUGGAAAAUUGAAAAUCGUUAUGCAGGGAACAUUGUCUUAUAUCUAGAACAUCAGCUCGUAAUAUAUUAUUUAAUUAAAUAAAAUGUUUGGCAAAGAAGCAUUAAAAUUAAUAAAUGAAUUGGAUUUAUCGGAAGAGAUAAAAAGUUUUAAUGAGGCGGUUUUUCGUCAAGUACUGAAUGAAAUGCAAACUCUAUACGAAGCUAAUUGGGAAGAUGUAAAUGCAACUCUAGCAGACCAUUCGGCAGCAUCUCGCUAUACAUCAGUACAGCUAAGACAUGCAGCAUUGAAUCGGAACAAACGAUGUCUUUUAGCAUAUGUCUAUAAUCGAAUGCAGAGAAUAAGGAAAAUGAGAUGGGAAUUCGGUAGUAUAUUACCUCCCGAAAUUAACAGUAGCCUGAUGCCCCUAGAGACUCAGUGGUUUCAAGCCUAUAGUAAAUCUUUGGCUAAUUAUAUGAAAUCUAUUGGAGAUAAUUAUGGAUUAAAUUUGACAAUGGAUUUAAUCCCUCCAAAAUCUCUGUACAUUGAGGUCAGGUGUUUAGUAGAUCAUGGAAAAUUAGAAUUAGAAGAUGGCCAGAUUAUCAGUUUAACGAAGAAUACCCAUCAUUUGUUACCCAGGGCUCAGUGUGAAGCACUCGUAAGGCAAGGAAUUCUCGAGCAUAUUAGUACUUAGAAUCAAACUUCUGCAUCUUAAAAGUUGCCAGUUCAGAGACCAACUGUAUUAAAAGAAGAUGAAAAAAAAAAAAAAAAA